Molecule: messenger RNA, 2033 nt
Organism: Amoebophrya sp. A25
Lineage: Eukaryota; Dinophyceae; Syndiniales; Amoebophryaceae
Source: the annotation of a GenBank genome assembly
CUCCUGGAGGCCGUGCCCCUGACAGAGAGAGGCCAAGACCCGGGACGCCUGUGGGGUAGGUGCACGCGGAGAGCCGCCAGGAGACUCUGGCCCCGUCCCUCGUUCUGCUCUCGUCCCCUCGUCUUUCUCUCGUCGGUCCCUCGUUCUGCUCUCGUUCCUCGUUCUGCUCUCGUCGCUCUUCCACCACUGUGCUGCGCCCAAGAUUCAUCCACACGGGGGGCCUCCCUCGUCCCUGGAGCAUAUAUACUUAUAGAAAGAGGACGCAAUCGCUUACUUUUCUGAGUUAAAGCUACAUUGUGACACCGAAUCCGAAUAUUCAUGUACUUAGUUGUGAGGGGAAGAUCAGGAUAUGAAUAACUUCUUCUAGGAUCGGUAAGAACUCUAUGAUCUCUAUUUUCUUUCUCUAAGCCUCAACGCCAAGAUACAGAAAGCGAUGGAGCCGCGGCCCGUCGGCGGUCCCAAAGAAACGACCGACCACGCGCGGGGAAAAGCAUAGAGGUUCAUUCCGCCGUGUCAGAGGACGAAAGAAUAAUAGAUAAGGGGACGAAGGCGAACGAAAUAGGGGAAAAGCCACGUCGUCGAAGAGGACGCGGCAAGGUGGAACAACUACAGUCCUGAAGCACUCGAAGUGCGCGACCAAAUCACGAAGCGGAUUAACCUGCUAUAAUCGUAUUGAUGGGACUUGUUAUUUGACUGUAUAUUUCUAACGUACGGGUGAUUUGAUUCUUUAUCGACUGCAGAUGAACUAACAACUUGUUCUUCUUGACAUCGAUCAAGUCUUUUCGUGUUCGUACAUUAGAGGGCGAUCAUGAUAAAUUGAGGUAUUUCCUAUGUUUUGGAUGAUGGAGUUUUUUUUACAUUGAUGCUUGUUCCAGGCUUUAUCGGUGAUUGAAAUUUGUUUGGAAAAAUUGACUAAACGUGUGAUUCGUCUAACAUAUUUACUAAUAUCAAGAUGCUUUUAUGUUUGCAAUGAAUGUCAUGCUGGUUUUUUUACGGCCAAGUACUUGAAGUUUUUCUAAUUAAUUACAGCAUUAGUAGUCGAAGACGUAGAUUCUUCACUGGCCAAUGCUACCGCUUAGAUGACUCAUUUCUUGGCAGAUGACUUACUUGUUAUUAAUUAACUUGAAUUUUUACGCGACUAUUACUAUAUGAUGUAUGUAUCUAGUUGUGUAGCAGGGGUCUUUUCUCGGUGGUCAUUAUGUCAGGGGGUAAUGAUUUCCCAGAACUAACUGAUGGUAGCCAUUGCAUUCACAAUUAUGUUAGUGGUAAAGCUAAAGACUAAGACUUGUUUUUCUCGUUUUAUGGUCUUCGUGAAUGAGGAAAAAGAUGCGUUUGCUGAGGCAUCAUCAACCGGGUCUCCGACGUCAAUAUCUACAUCAGACGUACCAUGACAGGACACAUGUUUCGUAAUGUGUCUUUUCCAUCGUAUUUUUUGUACGGGGAAUAUUAAAUAAAACGAACAAGAAGUAGCUUAUGGAUAUGGUUAUAAAUAUGACUGGUGGGUGAAGAAGGGCAAGGAUGGGGGAUCUUAGAGUUGAUAGACGAACAACGACUAGAACCUUCGUACUAACGAAGGAGAUGAAUGUUAAGAACAAAGGUUAGCUUUUUUUCUCAAUAUUAAAGUUGAACUUGAACUUGAGCCGAACUAUAUACACUGGAAGAUCCAGGAUCUUAUAGCGUAGCACUCUUCUUGUCCUCUAUUGGUUGGAUUAUCAUUCACUAAAAAAAAGGCAGGUACACCGGACAACACUGGGAUCACCCUUUCGGCGUUCUCGGACUACAAAAAAAAAAGGUGCCCUGCGGAGGCAAACUAACUGCUUGAUUGAUUGACGACCGGUGGGGGUACAUGAAUGAUUCGUGUCAUAAUUUCAAUUGCUUUUUACUUGUAAGGCUAGAUGAUCAUGAAGUUAAUAGAGGACCGACCAGCAAUCCUCUUCACUAACAAGGGUGGCGUAACAGCACAUGAACAAGAUGAAGCGUGAAGACAGACUUUAUAAGUUGGGAUGUUAUUGUUCUUAUUUGAAUUGGAAUAA